Molecule: messenger RNA, 1054 nt
Organism: Sander lucioperca (pikeperch)
Lineage: Eukaryota; Metazoa; Chordata; Actinopteri; Perciformes; Percidae
Gene: pfdn4
Product: prefoldin subunit 4
Exons: 4
Coding region: 81-485 (134 amino acids)
Biological process (GO): protein folding
Cellular component (GO): prefoldin complex; cytoplasm
Source: RefSeq, a predicted model, not a curated record
GGUUUCCGCCCCGCUAGGUGGCGACAAAGCUAUACUGUUCAGUGGAGUACUGCCGUCUAUGUGCAGUCGAGGAAGCCGAGAUGGCAGCCACCAUGAAGGGACCUGGAGUUGAAGAUGUGAAUGUUACUUUUGAAGACCAACAGAAGAUCAAUAAAUUUGCCAGGAACACGAGUCGGAUGACCGAGCUGAAAAAUGAAAUUGAGGCAAAGAAAAAAUCGCUGCAGAACUUACAGGACGCCAGCGACGACCUAAUGAUGUUAGACGACGACUCUCUAUUGAUCCCAUAUCAAAUCGGCGAUGUCUUUGUCAGUCACAGUCAGGAAGAAACACAAGAGAUGCUGGAGGCCGCAAAGGAAACACUGGAGCAGGAGGUCAAAGGCCUUGAGGAACGAGUGUCAGCGAUACAGCAAGUAUUGGGUGAUCUGAAGGUCCACCUCUAUGCCAAGUUUGGUAACAACAUUAACCUGGAGGCAGACGAAAGCUGAGCUGAGGAAUGGACAUUGACAGCUGCCCCAACACGGACUUUUUCCACGCAGCUCUCGUAUCCGAUCCACCGAGUUGUUUGCCAAACAAAAACAUCAAGCAGGACUCGGCACGAACGGCUUAGAUUUGUAGCUUCUGGCUUUUGUUUGCACCGAUGUUGUAUGAUUCUUCAGUUGAGAUUUUGGCAAACAAAUUCACAAGGACAACAAAGAUUUGGAGACUAAAUAAAUGCCCAUCAUUUCGAACGUCUUUUAAUUGGUCCCUUAUUUAAUGCUCAUGUUGUUGUUGUUUUUUUUACUCUGUUGAUCAAACUAAAGUAACAAAAAUGAGAAACAAAACGGCUGCAUAGUGUUUUUAACUUCUGACAAAUUUAACAAUCGGAACAUUUGUGAGCUCACUUUGUGUUUGACUACCCUCAAGGUAGGACGAAAUAGCCCGAUAACAACAUUGUGUUUUCUCUGCACUAAUGACGGAAAUCUUUCAAGUAUUCAAUCUGCUUGAUCUUUAUUCAUAACUUUGUGGUGUUCGUAGUCAAAUUCAAGUUGAUUAAAUGAGUACCCUCUCUUACUGA